This is a messenger RNA of Linum tenue, 780 nucleotides long. Lineage: Eukaryota; Viridiplantae; Streptophyta; Magnoliopsida; Malpighiales; Linaceae. The record is from the annotation of a GenBank genome assembly.
AUGUCGAUUCUGGCAUCAGAUGAGGCCCUCUUCCGCAACUGCCUCCUCGCCUUCUACCUCAUCGGCCCUCUCACCUACAUCUCCCUCCAAUUCCUCUCCGCGCCUUACGGCAAACACAGCCGCCCAGGCUGGGGUCCCACGAUCCCGCCGGCGCUAGCCUGGUUCCUCAUGGAAAGCCCUUCCGUUUGGCUCCCCAUAUCGAUCUUCCCCUCGGGCAGGCACGCCGCCGAUCGCAAGGCCCUGAUUCUCAUGUGCCCUUUCGUAAUCCACUACUUCCACCGCACCUGCAUCUACCCGCUCCGGCUGUACCUGCACGGCGGCGGUGCCGGUUUCCCGGUGAGCAUGGCGGCGGCGGCCUUCUGCUUCAACCUGCUGAACGGUUAUCUGCAGGGGCGGUGGGUGUCCCACUACAAGAGCGACUACGCGAACGAUGGGCUGUUCUGGGCGAGGUUUGUGGUUGGGCUGGCGGUGUUCGUUUGGGGGAUGCGGAUCAACAUUUGGGCCGACCGGGUCUUGGUGGGCCUGAAGAGGCAAGGCGGCGGGUACAAGGUUCCGAGAGGCGGGUGGUUCGAGCUGGUGAGCUGCCCGAAUUAUUUGGGGGAGGUCUUGGAAUGGGCCGGGUGGGCGGUGAUGAACUGGUCGUGGGUCGGGUUCGGGUUUUUGCUGUACACGUGUGCCAACUUGGUCCCCAGGGCGCGUUCCAAUCACAAAUGGUACUUGGACAAGUUUGGGGAGGAUUAUCCCAAGGCUAGGAAAGCCAUCUUCCCUUACUUGUACUGA